Populus euphratica (Euphrates poplar) is the source of this 2393-nucleotide messenger RNA. RefSeq names its product pumilio homolog 12-like. Gene Ontology annotation, biological process: post-transcriptional regulation of gene expression. Bases 573 to 2126 code for a protein of 517 amino acids. The transcript has 3 exons. Gene Ontology annotation, molecular function: mRNA binding. The record is from RefSeq and is a predicted model, not a curated record. NCBI's taxonomy places the organism in Eukaryota, Viridiplantae, Streptophyta, Magnoliopsida, Malpighiales, Salicaceae. Gene Ontology annotation, cellular component: cytoplasm.
CUGUUUUUUGUGACAUUUCUCAUGUUAUUUAUGCAUACAGUCGCUCCCAAACCAUAGAGGUUCCUGUCAGUUGGGAGGCAAUGAUUAAGCUAGUGAACUGGUUCUACACUGAUGAGUUGCCUAAACCUCCAUCUGGUUGUUUAUGGGAUAAUAUGGAUGAUGAGGAAAAGCUACAUCAGCUGCAACAAUAUCUGGAGCUUUGCUGGCUAGCUGAAUUCUGGUUUUUGGAAGAUAUUCAGGAUAUCAGCUACAAAGUGAUUGUAUCUUGUCUGGAUUCAGCCAGACAGCUGUCUAUUAAAAUAAUCAAAAUUGCUUCAGAGUUGUCUCUUUGGAAAUUGGCUGAAGUUGCUGCAAAUUACCUUGCCCCUUUCUAUCGUCAACUAUGCCACACAGGUGAUCUUGAAGCACUGAAUGAAGAGUUAGUUGAUAUGAUUCGUGAUGCCUCUGUCCGGCUUUCUCAAGAAGGGUAGUGAGACAUUCCAAGUUGAUUUACUUUUCCCUGGAUGGUUUGAAUUUUCGAGGACAAGACAGAAGUUGAAACUUAAGAUCUCCAAAUGCAACGGAACUGAGGAAUGCAGAUGUGUUUGCCUGCUGGGUUCAAGAUUGCAACCUGGGGAACACAUUUGAUUUCUUUUGUGACCAACAAUCUCUGUGCUGUGUUUUAUCCGAUCAUGAACAGUCGGACAGGUCCUUCUGUCGAAAACCUUAUGCUUUCUGUCGCCAAUCUUUCCUUGACAGAAGGGAGAACUGACACAAAAAACCAUCGUUGCUUUUCUCCAAGGAACUGCCUUUUGGCUGCUAAUGGUGGUUCUUUACAAGGAAUUCAAGAAACCAGGAUUAAUAGGUUACCACGGUAUCAGGCUGGGUUUGCGAAUUCGACUCUCGUUCCACCGCCACUGUUUCCUGGAACUAUCUGGGGAUCAAACAGUUUGGGCGAUGAUGGAUGGGAUUUGCAAGGUUCAAGAUUGCAGUCCGGGGCAAGGAGUUAUGUUCCUAUUUUAAACUCUCCGAGUGGUACUUCUGUCGUCGAUAAGGGAGCAAGUAGUGCUGGUAACACAGGACUAAGUGAUUACAGUGUGGUGAGGAAUCAAGAAAAGCUUAACAACGUAAGGAACUUUAUUUGUCUGCUUCAAGGAGAUAGAUUUGUCAACUAUUGUUUAGACAAAGAGGGUUCAAGAACACUUCACGGUUUAUUGAGUUUGAGGGACCCAGAGAUUACACGUCAGAUAUGCAAGAAAGUUUUGGACUUGUCAUCAAGAGGAAUCCCCAUUUUUAUCGAGCUGAUGCUUAAUCAACAUGGAUGGCAUGUCUUUUCUGAGCUAAUUGAUUCAUUGAAUCAUCAACAGUUGAGAUUGAUUACAUAUGAGAUAACCAAAGACAUGUCCAUUUUUAUUACAUUGACAUUCCACGCACACGGUUCGAACUUGAUAAAGAAGGUCAUUAGAAUACUCAGGAGAUCACAUUUGAUUUCGUUCGUGACCAACAAUCUGUGUGCUGCGUUUCUUCUGAUCAUGACCAAUCGGAUAGGUUCGUAUGUUGUAUCGGAGUGCUUAAACCACCUGAGAGCUGAAGAUAACAAGGCAUUAUAUGAAGCAGCCAUCACAUGGUGUCUUGAUUUAGCAAUAGACCAUGAAGGAUCCAUAGCCUUAAUCAGGGUCAUUAACACCAUCCAAGGUCUGCAAAGAUAUCGGCUCCUGAAUAUGCUAUCUAGAAAUGCAGUAUUCCUGUCGCAGGAUCCGGAAGGGAACUAUGUGAUUCAGAAGGUCAUAUCACUCAAUAUUCCUUUAUUCACCCAAAACGUAUGUCAUCUCCUCAUAGGCCAUUAUGAAACCAUAUCCUUGCAGAAAGGAGGCAGUCAUAUAGUCGAAAAAUGCUUGGAUACAGAGUGGAAGAGUAGGAUAAUUGAAAAUUUUCUAAGCAACACCAACACUCUAUUGCGUGUUGCUAAAGAUGAAUUUGGUAAUUAUGUGAUCCAGAAAGCACUGAAAGUCACCAAGAAAUCAGGCAGUCCACUCUACCACAAACUUUUGUCGCGCCUGAAGCCACAUCUUAGCAUUCUGCAGUCUGGAUACGGAAGAAAUGUCUUCAAUUUGAUCACUGGUGGACAGUCAGUUAAGAAGGUGUAGUUUCAUGCAGAUCCUGUUUUGUUCUCAUUAUGUGUUCACUGUGCUACUUCAUCCGUAAGAGUUAGCUGUCUCUUAGUGUUGGAAGAAGGGUCUUCGGGGAAUUUGAGAUGAGAUUCCCCACUUCUUCCUCUGUCCAUUUUUUUAGGCAAUCCUUUUAGUUGUUGUCAUAUUUAAUUCUUGUAAUGUAAUGUUCUUCUGCAGUCCAGAAGGGAAAUAUUAACAUAAGCAAGCAAGUAGUUAAAUGGUUAUCGUCACAACACCAAACCU